Molecule: messenger RNA, 294 nt
Organism: Aureobasidium vineae
Lineage: Eukaryota; Fungi; Ascomycota; Dothideomycetes; Dothideales; Saccotheciaceae
Source: the annotation of a GenBank genome assembly
AUGGCCGCUAUCGGUGUCGGUGGUGCUGACGCCGUCGAUGUCAUGGCCAACCUCCCCUGGGAGCUCAAGGCCCCCAAGGUCAUUGGUGUCAAGCUCACUGGUGAGCUUUCUGGUUGGGCUUCUCCCAAGGGUAUGUUUUGCUCAUCCUAUGUUCUUUUUGCAUCGAUGCUAAUUUUCUCUGUAGAUAUCAUCUUGAAGGUCGCAGGUAUCCUCACAGUCAAGGGAGGAACUGGAGCUAUCAUUGAGUACCAGUUAGUGCUAUCGGUUUCACCGACAAAACUUCAGAGAAACUAA